Molecule: messenger RNA, 4428 nt
Organism: Elephantulus edwardii (Cape elephant shrew)
Lineage: Eukaryota; Metazoa; Chordata; Mammalia; Macroscelidea; Macroscelididae
Gene: ZNF518A
Product: zinc finger protein 518A
Exons: 1
Coding region: 1-4428 (1475 amino acids)
Biological process (GO): regulation of transcription by RNA polymerase II
Cellular component (GO): nucleus
Molecular function (GO): DNA-binding transcription factor activity, RNA polymerase II-specific; RNA polymerase II transcription regulatory region sequence-specific DNA binding
Source: RefSeq, a predicted model, not a curated record
AUGCCAUCUGAACAGAAAAAGUUGUUUUGUGAUGAGAAACAUAGUAUUUUACAAAAAGAUAAUAAUGUGAAAAAUGAGAUAAUUGAUACUUUGAGAUCAGUACCUAAUCUAAGGACUUCAGAAAGCAGUUGCCAUUAUAAACUAAGAAAUGUGAAAAUCAGUUUGCCCAGAAUAAAUAUUCCAAAUGAAGUCCUAUUGAAACAUGAAAUUGACAGAUAUAGAAAAUUAUUUCCAAGUAAACGACAGACUGCAAGAAAAUCUGUUAAUAUAAAGACUAUAAACUCUAUUGAAGAGUGCAUGUUGCUUCCUAAGUCUGAGAUAACUGAAGACGAGAGUAGAAAAAUGUCUGCAAAAAUUCUUAAUUUCAGCUGUUCAAAAUGCCAAGAUGACAUUCUGUAUAGCCCAAAUGAUUUGCACAAACAUUUUCAAAUGUGGCACUAUGGUGAAUUACCUUCCUAUCCUUGUGAAAUGUGCAGUUUUUCGGCAAGUGACUUCCAAGUAUUUAAACAACACAGGCACACCCAUAAAAGCACUUUUGUGAAAUGUGACAUUUGUAACAAUGAGAAUGUAUAUACUUUAUUGGACUUAACUAAGCAUUUCAUAUCCACACAUUGUAUUAAUGGUAAUUUUCAGUGUGAAAGGUGUAAAUUCUCUACCCAGGAUGUUGGCACAUUUGUUCAACACAUUCAUAGACAUAAUGAAAUUUCUUAUAAAUGUGGUAAAUGCCGUCAUGUGUGUUUUUCCAAAGAAGAGCUUCAGAAGCACCUUCAUCUUCAUUCUAAUGGGUUUCCAUUUGUUUGUCAGUGUUGUGGUUACGGGGCCACCAAGAGAUACAAUCUUGUAAGACAUGUUACAACUUUUCACAGAGAACAUUUAUAUGCAAAAGAAAAACUGGAGAAAGACAAGUAUGAAAAAAGAAUGGCAAAGACUUCAGCAGGACUUAAGCUAAUAUUGAAAAGAUACAAAGUAGGUACAUCAAGGAAGACUUUCUGGAAAAGGAAGAAAAUUAACAGUGGAAAUGAUGGAAAGAGAGAAACAUACACACAGAUACUUAAAGCAAACAGAAAACAGACUAAUGAUCAGACCUGCCUUGUUGAAGAGUGUUUAAGUAAAAAAAAGGAUGAGAGAGUAAACUGUGUGGCGAAGAAUGAUAAACCUGCUGAGUUACAGUCUGACAAACCAACUCUUCUGCCCGCUGGACAGUGUAAUGGAGCUGAAAAGGGAUCAAAUUCUACUUCAGGUCCCUUGAAGACAUUUUCUGUUCAAGGCCCUACAGUGUUAAUGGUGAAAAAUAAUAAAAUAACAGUGCCUGCUAACUACAGUGCUAAAUUUAUGGGCUUCAAGAUGGUGGAUGGAAAACAACAUAUUGUAAUAAAAUUGUUGCCUGCCAAUAAAAGUUUAUAUUCAUUAGGCUUACAGUCAGGUGCCUCUAAGGACACCACUGCUAGUUUGCAGCCCCAGACUUCAGACACCACCAGACCUUUACCAGCAGGAGUGGCGACUGAACUAAAUAACACAGUUUACAUGAAAACAACUCAGUUUUCAUGUUCACCUAUGCUUUCAGGGAAAGUGACUUCAGAAAAAGAAAUGGCUUUGAUAUCUCAAAUGAAUAAUACGCUUACAGUGGGUAAUGAAAAAAGUGCGGCUUUUUUGCCAGGAUCAUCAGAAUUAGUUACAGCCUCAGUGAAUUUACCCACAAAAGUUGAAACUAAAGAUACCGGUACUGACUUACAGGGAAAUGGUAUCACUCAAAUUCAUCCUCAGGUAUUAGGUACUACCAUUACAAGUCAAGAUAAAAUCAACUCUUCUGUCAGACCAAAUGCAUACAGCAGUGGAGAUAUGCAUAAUUAUUGUGCUAACUAUGCGAAUUCUGAGUUACCUGUUGAAGCUUCCAAUCAAGGAUCAUUACCGUUUCAUAAUUACUCAAAAGUGAAUAAUUCUAGUAAGCAUCAUAGGUUUACAAGGACAGCAGUGUGUGUAGAAAAUCCUCAAAGAGAAUCUUCCAGAAAAAUGAUGGUUCAACAACCAAUUAGUGAAUCUGUUUUGUCACUAGUGAAGAAGGAGAGCUUAAAUCCAGAUAGUCUCUUAGUAUCUAUUAGUCUUUUAAAUAGUAAGUAUAAAACAAAAACACAGGCUGAAAUUGAAGAGCAGGGUGAUUUAGGAACGGAACCAAACACUGAUGGACAGAAGCUGUACGCAGAUGAAAAUGAAAAUCCAGAAGGAAUGACUGACACAUCUAAAUGGGAUAAUGUUUCUCGUACUGAUUCACCUAUGAUGCCUAGAAUCACAUCUGUUUUUUCUCUCCAGAGCCAGCAGGCUUCAGAAUUCUUACCACCGGAAGUCAACCAGUUACUUCAAGAUGUAUUGAAAACCAAAUCUGACAUAAAACAGGACUCUAAUAACAUUCCAAAUGAAAGCCUGCCACUUCAUUGCGACCAGUCAUUUCAGAAACAUGAGCAACAGGGCAAAAUAGUUGGAUCCAAAAAAGACUUGAAAGUGCAAGACAUCUUCCCAAUUCCAGCUGGCAGCACUGGUGUUAAUGAGCCUGCAAAUCACUUGAAUUUAAAGUAUAAUGGAAAACAAGGGCUGUCGAUGUCCCAAAAUAUAAUAGAUUUAGAGAAGACACCUAGAAUUUCAGGAAUUGGCACGUUACUUAAGACUCAAUCAGAUGCGAUAAUAACACAUCAGCUUGUAAAAGACAAACUACGAGCUACUACACAAAACUUAAAUUCUGUAUAUAUACAGAAUCCUCUUGUAAAUGCAAAACAAAGAAAAGCUGUAUUUGUUCAGACUCCAAAAGGCCUCUUAGUACCAUUGCAUGUUGCUAGCAAACCUGCAUUACACGUCGUUUCCGGAAGACCACUUUCAUUUGCUAACCCACAAGGUGUACCUGCUGCUCUUUUAAACAAGAAACCUGGUAUGAUUUUAACUUUUAAUAAUGGGAAACUUGAUGGUGUUUCCAGUGUCAAAACUGAGAAUGCUCAAUCUUGUGGUGGAAUUACAGCUAAAGAACCUUGCAAAACACCGUUUUUAAAGGCAGAGCCAAGUAAUAAUAACUGUCUUACUCCUGUCCUUUGUUCUAGCAUUGGCAGUUGUGUUAGCAUGAAAAGUGGCUCAGAAAAGCCUUUACCAUUAAAAGGCCCUUACAUUAUUAAAACAUCAGCAAAUUCUUCAGUGAAACCUGUUCCUACUCCUACUGUGCUAUCUGAGCAUCAGGGAACUAAGAAUAUCUUAGACUCAGGAAAGCAGCAAAAGGAGGUUUCCCCAGAACCACCCCUUUAUACCCUCUUGCCUGAUGGCAAACAAGCUCUUUUUUUAAAGUGUGUGAUGCCAAAUAAUACUGAGCUGCUUAAGCCUAAAGUAGUCCAGAACAGUACUUACCAUCAAAAUAUACAGCCAAAGACACCUGAAGGAACACCACCAAAAAUACUGCUGAAAAUUUUUAAUCCAGUUUUAAAUGUGAGUGGUUCCCGAAACCCAUUAGUAAACCACUCUGCAUCUUCACAGCACACAGCUCCUCAGACUACAGAAAGAGGGCAGAAAGAGCCAGAGUCUUCUAAGGAUGCCUUACCAUUGCUAGAUGAUUUGAUGCCAGCAAAUGAGAUUGUGGUAACAUCUACAGCAGCUUGCCCAGAAUCUUCUGAGGAGCCAGUACGCAUCACCAACUGUUCAGACUCCAGGGUACUGAGAUCUAAGAUGGAUUGUACAAAUGAAAACUUCGAUAGAGAAAAGACUUCCAGAAGAAACUUUGCAAGACUUAAAACUCGCGUAGGAAGUAAAGAUUCUGAAAUCAUCUUUGCAUCUAGAGACAGAAACUGUAAACGAAAAUGUAGGAAUAGUUACCAAGAACCUCCUAGGAAGAAACCUUUUCACAGAAAGCGUAAAGAAAAGGCCAAAGCUGAAGAUAGCUGUCAAACGUUAGGACCUAGACUUCCGAAAGAUUCUGUCAGAACUUUACGCCUUUUCCCGUUUAGUCCCAGACAGCUUGUGAAAUGUCCCAGGAGAAAUCAACCAGUGGUAGUUCUGAAUCAUCCUGAUGCAGAUGCACCAGAAGUAGUAAAUGUAAUGAAAACUAUUGCUAAAUUUAAUGGGUGUGUACUUAAGGUUGCAUUGUCAGAAAGAACUAUGAAUGCCUUACUGAAACCGGUUUAUUGUAUCCCUUCUACAACAACUUAUGACGAAUUUUCUAAGAGGCACAAAACAUUUAAGCCUGUUUGUUCUGUGAAAGAAAGGUUUGUGCUGAAGUUAACACUCAAAAAGACAAGCAAAAACAAUUACCAGAUUGUGAAAACUACCUCUAAAAGUGUUCUGCAGGCUAAAUUUAGCUGUUGGUUUUGUGGUCGUGUAUUUGACAAUCAGGAUGCUUGGGCUGGUCAUGGACAGAGACAUUUAAUGGAAGCUACUCGAGAUUGGAAUAUGUUAGAAUGA